This is a messenger RNA of Medioppia subpectinata, 597 nucleotides long. The record is from the annotation of a GenBank genome assembly. Lineage: Eukaryota; Metazoa; Arthropoda; Arachnida; Sarcoptiformes; Oppiidae.
ACAGAGAAAGAGAUCUAUCGGAUUGACCACUAUUUGGGUAAAGAGAUGGUACAGAAUAUUCUUGCCCUACGUUUUGGGAACCGUCAGUUGGAGCCGACCUGGAAUAAUGAACACAUCGCUAACGUUGAGGUGCUGUUCAAAGAGCCGUUCGGCACAAUGGGAAGAGGGGUUUACUUUGAUGAAUACGGUAUGAUUCGGGAUGUCGUGCAAAACCAUUUGCUUCAAGUGCUGGCACUCAUAGCUAUGGAAAGACCAGAAGCUAACGAUGCGGAGAAGAUUCGUGACGAAAAAUUAUAUCUAUUGAAACACAUGAAAGACUUAGCAAUGGAGGACAUAGUGUUGGGUCAAUACGUGGGAAACCCUAAGGGUGUCGGCGACGCCACUAAGGGUUAUACGGAAGACGACACCGUGAAGGACAAGAACUCGACGACUGCCACCUAUUCUCUGGUCGCCCUUCACAUCGAUAACGACCGCUGGAGAGGAGUUCCCUUUUUCAUCAGAUCUGGUAAAGCGACUGAUGAGAGCAGAGUUGAGGUUAGGGUUCAAUACAAACCAUUGGCUGAAGACCUGUUCAAUGGUCAGGCGAAGCGGGAUAUG